This is a messenger RNA of Melospiza melodia melodia, 2123 nucleotides long. RefSeq names its product protein O-fucosyltransferase 2 (gene POFUT2). NCBI's taxonomy places the organism in Eukaryota, Metazoa, Chordata, Aves, Passeriformes, Passerellidae. The transcript is spliced from 10 exons. Gene Ontology annotation, molecular function: peptide-O-fucosyltransferase activity. Bases 1 to 1506 code for a protein of 501 amino acids. The record is from RefSeq and is a predicted model, not a curated record. Gene Ontology annotation, biological process: protein O-linked glycosylation via fucose.
AUGGCGGCGCUGGGGCCUGGCGGCCGCUGUGCCCUCACGCUGCCGCUGCUGCUUGGCCUGGCCGCGCUCGCCCUCCCGCCGUCGCUCGCCGCCGCCUCUGAGCCGCCGCCCGCCGCCCUCCGCGCUGGCCACGCCGCCUCCUCGCUGCCCGCCGCCGCUGCCGCCUCGCGCACCAGAUACCUUUUGUAUGAUGUAAACCCCCCUGAAGGGUUCAACCUUCGCAGAGAUGUCUAUGUUCGCAUUGCUUCCCUUCUAAAGACCCUGCGGAAAAGUGAAAACUGGGUGUUGGUUCUGCCUCCCUGGGGACGUCUUUAUCAUUGGCAGAGCGCCGAUAUCCUCCAGGUUCGGAUCGCUUGGUCCGAGUUCUUUGAUAUCCCGAGUCUCAACAAGAACAUCCCUGUCAUCGAAUAUGAGCAGUUCCUUGCAGAGUCAGGUGGGCCCUUUAUUGAACAGGUUUAUGUGCUACAAGGCUAUGCAGAAGGAUGGAAAGAAGGAACAUGGGAAGAAAAAAUAGAUGAAAAACCAUGCAUUGAUCAGCUGAUGUACUCCAGAGACAAACAUGGCUACUACAGGGGCUGGUUCUGGGGUUAUGAGGAAACACGAGGCCUAAAGGCCUCUUGCUUGUCUGUCCAAGGAUCUGCCUCUAUUGUGGCUCCCAUCCUUCUGAAGAACACUUCAGCACAGUCAGUGAUGUUAGACAGAGCUGAAAACCUUCUUCAUGACCACUACGGAGGGAAAGAUUAUUGGAAUACCCGUCGGAGCAUGGUGUUUGCUAAACACCUCCGUGUGGUGGGAGACAAGUUUAGGAAGAAAUACCUUCAAUCCACUGAUGAGGCAGACAGGACUCAGUACAAGGAGGACUGGACACAGAUGAAUGUUAAGACAGGCAUAGCUCUAGGUGGCCCAUACCUUGGGGUUCAUCUCAGAAGGAGAGACUUCGUUUGGGGUCACAGAGAAGAUGUGCCUUCCCUGCAAGGAGCAGUAAAGAAAAUCCAUAGCCUAUUGGAGUCGCUUAAACUUGAAAGAGUUUUUGUAGCCACUGAUGCUGUUGAGGAAGAGAUUGAACUGCUCAAGAAACUGCUGCCUGAGAUGGUGAGGUUUGAACCCUCUCUGGAGGAGCUGAAACUCUAUAAGGAUGGGGGCUUAGCUGUGAUUGACCAGUGGAUUUGCGCACAUGCAAGAUAUUUUAUAGGCACCUCAGUUUCAACAUUUUCCUUCCGAAUCCAUGAGGAAAGGGAGAUCUUGGGAUUUGAUCCAAAAACAACUUACAACCGAUUUUGUGGUGAAACAGAGAAAAACUCACACAAAGGCAACAGAGGGAAUCCUGGAGGAAGUGGAAAAUGCUGUCACUCCAUUGAUGGAACUCCUGGGACACUGAAAGCAGCAGAAGCUGUAAGAACAAACUUGGAACCAGACUCCAGCUGGGUAAGGCAGACACUGUUGGGGAGGAUGAAACAGCAAAGCUUUAUAAAUAUGAUUGCCUGGAAAAAGAUUUUGAGAAUAUAGAAACUAUAAGUGAGAUUGAAAUGAAAGCAAGUUUUGAGAUCCCAUAGUUACUGAACAACUGGGAAACAAUGGUGUGGCCAGCUGAAGGUAAUCCCCUCUUGAUGAAACAACACCCUCUGCUUGCAGACAGCUCCAAGGGUCAGAGCAGACCCUACCAGCUUGGCAGAAGGGAUCCAAAGAGGAGAUUUUAGGGUUUAAAAUGUAACACAGUAUGGUGAUGUAGUGAUUCUUAUAGGCUGUAUGGAAAUGCUAUAGGAUUUGUAUGUUGUACUAGAUUGGUUAGAGAGAAUCAGAAUAUUCAACACAGAAGAUGAUUUAUUGUAUUGUAACAGGAACUUUGCUCACUUCUUCUUCUUCUUCCCUUUCUUACUCACUUCUUACUUUCUCACUCACUCACCUACUUGCUUUCCAUUUACCUUCUUAUGUUUUUACGUUCUUACUUCUCAUCCUCUCUACCCCUCUCUUCUCUCGGGCCUGCUCCGAGCUGCGGCUGGCAGCUCCCAGCAGGGCCCUGCACCACGCCCUUUGCAAUAAACUGAUAGUUCCACGACCUGGCUGCAGAGAUCUCUCAUCUCCAUCCGUCCCAACUGUGUGUGACUCCUGGCACUCCUACAAGA